UCGUUGCCUUUUUUCAGUCCUGCUUUCACAGUUUUUUUUUUAUUAUUCUUCUCCUGCUACUCAGGGUUCUUGCGUCCCUCCCCAAUCCUGGGCUCCUCUGCACACUGCAUGCGUGACCUUUGGGUGCACUCUGUAUUCACUUGUUGGGUCGUUUUGCUUUUCGAAUUGUGGGUUGUAAUCACCACUGCUGAAUUGGUGUAAGGACACUCGUGCUCCGUGACUAUGGUAAAUUUUUGAGGGGUCGCCUUUGCUCUUUUCGCGUGACCUGGGAUGUGUUUUUUAUUCCCCUCCCCCGCAAGUGAUUUUAGCUUGUGCGACACUGGAGCCGAAAUUUGGGGAUGGAGAAUCUAAGCAGAUCGUAAAAUGAGGGCACGACUAAUCGGCAACGUACCAGGCUACAUCACAUGCUGUUUACACCCCUGCCUACCGCAGAGCCUUCAACUUGCUGCUGCUAGUCCUGGUCGUCUUAGCAGAAGCUUACUUUGCAGUUCGGAACAAGCUUUGUCCUAUUCUAGCUCCGGAAUUCUUCAACAUCUAACUGAUUCCGUGUCCCGGACUUUGCACCUAAGAAAAGCUUAUACCAGGUCUAUCGUAGCCAUGGCAUCUGAUUUUCAACCCCAUAUGGCAAGGCAACCACCUUCGGAGUCCCUACCCAAUGCCCCAAAUGGUGGAAAGUACAAGCUUGCCGUGUGCCAGCUUUCUGUAACAUCUGACAAAGCGGCAAACAUAGCGCAUGCCCGGCAGAAAAUCGAGGCUGCAGCUGAUAGCGGGGCUCAACUGAUUGUCCUUCCUGAGAUGUGGAACUGUCCAUACUCGAAUGAUAGCUUCCCUACAUAUGCAGAAGACAUCGAUGCUGGACUCGAAGCAUCUCCAUCCUCGCACAUGCUCUCCGAGGUGGCACGGAAGAAAAAAGUCACCAUCGUGGGUGGAUCGAUUCCUGAGCGAAAUGAUGGAAAAUUGUACAACACUUGUUGUGUUUUUGACAAGAACGGGGAAUUGAAGGCCAAGUUUCGCAAGAUUCAUCUGUUUGAUAUUGACAUACCCGGAAAAAUUACAUUCAAAGAAUCUGAUACGUUAACUCCUGGAGAAGGACUUUGUGUUGUUGACACGGAUGUAGGCCGAAUUGCAGUUGGAAUCUGCUAUGAUAUUCGCUUUCCUGAGAUGGCGAUGCUAUAUUCUGCUCGUGGGGCGCAUAUCAUUUGCUAUCCAGGAGCUUUCAACAUGACUACCGGUCCUCUUCAUUGGGAACUAUUGCAGAAGGCUAGAGCUGUGGACAACCAGAUAUUUGUUGUGACUUGUUCACCAGCCCGAGAUACUGAAGCUGGGUAUAUCGCUUGGGGUCAUUCUACUGUCGUUGGUCCCUUCGGUGAAAUUCUGGCUACCACUGAGCACGAGGAAGCCACCAUCUUUGCAGACAUAGACUAUUCUCAACUUGAUACAAGAAGGCAAAAUAUGCCACUUGAGUCUCAAAGGCGUGGCGAUCUCUACCACCUCAUUGAUGUCACGAGAAAGGACACGGUGAAAUCCUCGUAAAUCUUCAGAAUUGUGUCAUUUAGCAAGUACUUUAACCUUUUCAUCUUGAGUUACAACUUGCUGCGUGGAACAGACAACAAUCUUCAUGCCUCUCGUAGGCCUAGUGGCUAGGUAGUGCCACAGCAUCACAGCAGCACUAGUAUUUGAGAUGAGUGUUGGUUGCACAGGACCAUCAUCAUUUCUUGCUGUGCUGAUGGUUACAAAAUGCUUUCAUGUUCACAUUUUGGGUGAAUAAACUUGCAACUAUCUUGAAACUUCCUUUUCA
Molecule: messenger RNA, 1798 nt
Organism: Physcomitrium patens
Lineage: Eukaryota; Viridiplantae; Streptophyta; Bryopsida; Funariales; Funariaceae
Product: omega-amidase, chloroplastic
Biological process (GO): L-glutamine metabolic process; oxaloacetate metabolic process
Cellular component (GO): mitochondrion
Molecular function (GO): omega-amidase activity
Source: RefSeq, a predicted model, not a curated record